UUCGAGUUAUUUUUAAUUUUUGAUUUUUUCAAAGAAGAGAGAGCUGCCGCCCCCAAACACAUACACAUAGUCGAAAAGUAAAAGGGAGUAAAUAUGAAAAAAUAUAUAAAAUAAAGACAUAGUCAUAGACUUGAUGAUAUGAGUAAUGCAUUAGUGUGGUGUAGUAUGGAAUCCAAUGGCAUAACGGUUGGAUGGCUCUCACUCUCUGCUACACAGAACUCAUCAAGUCUUAUUAACUGAUACAAGCUGUCACUCAAAGAAAAUAGUAAAAAUAACAUAACCUAUGAAUGUAGUAGUGCGAUUAACAAGACCUGAGUAUAUAAUUCAAGCUGAUAACAAGUAUUUUAGAUGCAUACAAGUAUUGCUAGCCUAUAUCUUGUCUGCCUAAUUGUGAACAUGGUCUCUUGAUUGUGAACGCUGAGUGAUAAGAGAACAAUUGAAAAGCUCUUACCGUAUCAACAAUAUUGUCAGUAUCGUGUCAACUGUUAUAGCACUUGGAGGGAUUGAAUUGGAUUUGAAUUUGUCGCGGUGAGUGUACAAGCGCUUAAUAUUCAUUAGUCGGAUAUAUUGCAUUGUGAGUCAUCAUCGAUAAAGAAUUAAGUGAUAUGAUAUGAAAUUCAUAAUAAUUGAUAUCGUGGUAUUGAGCAAAAUGAAAUGAAAUGAAAUGAAAAAGUUUGAAUAAUCAAUCAACAUGACAAAAAAAAUGAAGUCUGACGAGUUCGAGAAGAAAGAUGAUUUGUUUGGAUCGUAUAAUGUACACAAUAAUAAGGAUGAGGACAAUAACUUGAAUCGACAGAAUGCCAAAAGAGCGAUGAUAAAAAAUGAAUACAGAAAGUCGAAAAAAUUAUCACGUUAUAGUGCUGCAACAAAGAAUUUAAUACCAUUUAGAAGGCGAGUAGAAUCAGAAACAGAUAAUGCUUCAGUCGACAAUGCUGGUUUAUGCUCGACACUCUUCUCUUCAUGGCUAACGAAAUAUUUAUGGAGAGCUUAUCGUGAUAAUGGAUUAACUGAUUUACCCAAGUCGUCGCCUUCUGAUUGUUGCGAUUACAAUGUGCAGAGGCUUGAAGCACUUUGGAAUGAGGAAGUAGUGAGAAAUGGUUUGAGUGGGGCAUCGUUUUCACGCGUCACGUGGAAAUUUAUAAGAACUAGAACGCUCAUGGCCAUGCUUAUCACAUCAAUCUCCAUUGUAUUUGGAUUUAUUGGAUCUGCUGUUGUUAUGAGAAAAAUGCUUGAAUUAAUUGAAUCAUCAGAUGCAACUGUAACAAGUGGCAUUGCCUUGGUGUUACUACUAUUUUUAAUGGAUGGAUUGAAGGUAUUAUUGCAGUGUUGGGCAUGGAUUAUAAGUUACAGAACUGCUCAGAGAUUCAAGGCUGCAUUUAUUGGCACUAUGUAUAGGAAACUCAUUAGAACAAGUAAUCUUGGAAACAAAGAUUCGGGAAAAUUCAUUAAUAUGAUGUCGACUGACGGCCAGCAGGUUUAUGAUUUAUGCCUUUAUUCACCACCUUUCUGCAUAAGUCCAGUCGUCACGAUUCUGAUUGUCAUUUAUAUUCUAUGUAUUCUGAGCCCUAUGGCACUCGUGGGAUUUCUUUUCUUUCUAUUGUUCUAUCCAUUUCAGUAUUGCAUCUCUCGUCUUAUUGGGUACUUAAAAAGCAAAAGUGUCAAGGCCUCAGAUGAUCGAAUAUCAGCUAUCAAUGAGAUUCUCAAUUGCAUUAAAGUGAUUAAAAUGUACGCAUGGGAGAAUCCGUUCAGUGAAAAUCUUCUUGGUACGAUGAUAUAUAUUCUGCACUUUAAUUGUCAAAAAUUCUUCAUUUACUUAUUUUUAAUUGCUAAUUUAUUUAUUAUUGUAGCCAUUAGGAGGAAAGAAAAAGUAUUGUUGGAAAAAAUGACAAUGGCACGAAGCUAUGGCUCUGCAUUAUCAGUUACUAUUACCUUGAUAUCUGCCAUCGUUACUUUCUUGGGUCAUGUGGCUGGCGGAAAUAAUUUAACUUCAGCUCAGGCAUUUCCAUUCGUAUUGAUGUUUAAUACGAUGAUAAGACACAUGAUUGCCUUCUUCGAGGUUGGCACGUCUACACUCGUCAAUUCAAGAAUAUCAUUCGCUAGAAUGAAGAGUGUCCUCAGUAUGGCAGAAAAUCAUUGUCCUAUUCACAAGCCAAUUGUGAAAAAUCAAGCCGUAUCGAUUAUCAAUGGAACUUUCAGUUGUGAAGUUGAUGUUGGAAAUUUAGACUGUGAAAGUGGAAAGAACAAAAAAAAAUCAUGGAUGAAGAAAGAACGGGAUACUGAUAAUGAUGAUGUACAAAUUGCAUUGAUACCAAAACGCAUUGAAGUACUAAGUGACAUAACGUUUGAAGCCACAAAGAAGAAAUUGAUUGGAAUAUGCGGUAAUGUGGGAAGUGGUAAAAGCAGUUUAUUAAAAGCUGCCUUGGGCCAAUUGCGUAUAACAACGGGGAAACUAUCUAGGGACGGAAGUUGCGCAUACGUUAGCCAACAGGCAUGGAUACUGAAUACAACUUUUAAAGAGAAUAUUAUUUUUGGUAAUACGUUCGACGCACAAAGGUAUCAUGCUGCUGUUGUAUUAUGUGAACUUGAAGAGGAUUUGGAUAUGUUGCCAGCAGCUGAUGAAACUGAGAUUGGCGAGAGAGGAGUCAAUUUGUCGGGGGGACAGAAGCAAAGGAUUGCCCUUGCACGAGCUUUCUAUGCUAAUCGUGAUAUAUAUUUCCUUGAUGAUCCUCUGAGCGCUGUAGACGUUAAUGUCGGAAAAUACAUAUUUGAAAAUUUAAUUCUCCGCGCUCUCAGAGAAAAAACAAUAAUUUUCGUGACUCAUCAGAUAUCAUAUUUAAAUCGUUGCGAUGAAAUUUAUAUGCUGAAUAAUGGAAGAAUCGUUGAGUUUGGCACUCACAUGCAAUUGAUGCAAGCUGGAAAAGAAUACGCCGCAAUGGUAAAAAGUAUGACAAUCAAUCACAAUCGCUGCUCACUUGGGGGUGAAGAAGAAGAAGAAGAAGAAAAAGAAGAAAAAGAAGAAAAAGAAGAAAAAGAAGGAGAGAAGGAGAUAGAAAGAGGAGAUGAAGAUAAACAUGGGAAAAAAAAGGGGAGGAUAAAUGAAUUAGAAUUGAAUGAAAAGUUGAAGAAAAAAAAUACAGCAUCUUCUCUCACAUUGAAUCGAGUUGAAGGAAAGAAAAGAGAAAUUUCAAAGGAUAAUGCCAUGUUGACCAAAGCCGAAAUCAAGGGAGAAGGUUCUAUAAAGCUCCACACAUACAGAAAUUAUAUAAAAGCAGUUGGUGGAUACACAGUUUCAUUAUUCGUCGUACUUGUAGUAUUUUUAAAUGUCGCUGCAUCAACAUUUAGCAGUUGGUGGUUAGCUAAUUGGAUAAAAGCCGGCGGCGGAGGGGCAAACAUCACCAUCAACAAUAAUGAAACAAUAAUAUCACACAAUAUAAUAGACAAUCCGAAUUUAACAUUCUAUGAGUCUGUGUAUGGAGCAUGUUUUAUGGCUAUUAUCAUAAUGGGUUUUAUUCGUGGAUUCGUCGUAACACAGACAACACUGAGGGCUUCAACGAAAUUGCACAAUAAGCUAUUCAAAAGAAUCCUCAGUGCUUCAGUAGAAUUCUUUGAAAUAACACCACGAGGUCGCUUACAGAACAUAUUCACUAGGGACAUCGAUGAACUUGACAUUCAUCUUCCCUUGGCCAUCGAGUAUCUUUUGAAUAAUCUAAUACACGGUCCACUGCACAUUUUAAUAAUCUGUGCCGUAUAUCCAUAUUUAUCAUUUGUCUUUAUAUUCUUGAUGAUUGGAUUUUAUUACAUUACAAAAAUAUUUAGGACUGUAUUGAGAGAUAUACAGCGCGUAGAGAGUGCUUCACGAGCCCCAAUUCUCAGUCAUGCAACAGCAACAUUACAAGGAUUAGAUACAAUUCAUGCUUUUGAAAAGGAGUACGAAUUCAUUGAGGCUUUUUAUAAUAAAGUAGAUAUCAAUGGUUCUUCCAAUUUGUUGAAUAAUAUUGCAAUGAGAUGGUCAACGAUACGUUUUGAUAUUCUCACUGUGACAGCGUAUGCUUCCACAGGUCUGACGAUGAUUCUCUUCAAGGAUCAAGUGUCUUCCGCAAUGGCAGGACUCGCUUUAUCAUUUUGUGGACAAAUGACUGGUUUCAUUCAGUAUACUAUAAGGACAAUGUAUCAGACGGAAAUGAAAUUCAUUUCAGUAGAGAGAAUUGGCAAUUAUUUGGAUUCUCUGAAAAGUGAAGAUGAUAAUACUAAAGAAUUGGCGAGUGACAAUGGCUUAUUGCAAAACGGCGAUGAUGAUGAUGAUCAGUGGCCGCCGCCGCCGCCGCCGCCGCCGACGAUGGGAGCCAUUGAGUUUGAUAAUGUUGAAUUGAGGUACAGGGAUAAUUUGCCGCCAGUAUUGGAGGGAGUUUCAUUUAUAAUUCAAGCUGGUGAGAAAGUGGGAAUUGCUGGACGUACUGGUUCUGGCAAGAGUUCCAUCAUAGCUGCCCUUUUUAGGAUCGUAGAAUUAUCUGGAGGCUGUAUUAAAAUAGGAAAUGUCGAUAUUUCGACAGUCCAUUUGCAUCAAUUGAGAAGUCAAUUAUCCAUUAUCCCUCAAGAUCCAAUGAUUUUCAGUGGAACAAUUAGAUUUAAUCUGGAUCCAUUCAAGUGCAAAAGUGAUGAUGAGUUGUGGAUAGCACUUGAGAGUACCAAAUUGAAAGAUAAAAUUUUUUCCAUGCCAGGACAAUUGAGUGCUCCAAUUGAUUCGAGUGCAACGGGUUUGAGUAUGGGAGAGCGUCAAUUACUAUGCCUCGCCAGAGCUAUCCUUCGAAGAAAUGAGAUUAUAAUUUUGGACGAAGCUACAGCCUGCGUGGAUCCACGGACGGAGGCUAUUGUACAGAGGACUAUCCAACAAGAAUUUUCACAUUGUACAAUUUUAACCAUUGCCCACAGACUGCAAACAAUUCUUUCCUGCGAUAGGAUCCUUGUUAUGGAUGCUGGAAGUAUUGUAGAAAUGGGAACUCCUAGUGAUCUACUCAAUAAUUCAAACUCUAUAUUUUCAAAUAUGCUGGCAACUGCCAAAAAACGCUCCCAAUAAUCAUACAGACAUUACAGACAUUACAGACAUUAUUAUUUUUAAUAUUAAUAUACUUUCAAAUAAUUCAUUUUUCUAUUACUUAUAUUCAUUAUAAUUGAAAUAAGAGCAAAAUUUUUUGAAAAUCUAAA
Diachasma alloeum is the source of this 5202-nucleotide messenger RNA. Its product is annotated as multidrug resistance-associated protein 9. The transcript has 8 exons. The record is from RefSeq and is a predicted model, not a curated record. Lineage: Eukaryota; Metazoa; Arthropoda; Insecta; Hymenoptera; Braconidae. Gene Ontology annotation, biological process: transmembrane transport. Gene Ontology annotation, molecular function: ATP binding; ATP hydrolysis activity; ABC-type transporter activity. The coding region runs from base 692 to 5074 and encodes 1460 amino acids. Gene Ontology annotation, cellular component: membrane.